CCUACAGUCGCGCUACACGACGUGAGGCAAGGCACCCUGGAUUCUCUAAAUCACAAACUGGGACAAAAUCGUUCAGGAUGACCACCAGAAGACCAGCAAUAACCAUCUUAUCACUUGGGUUUUUAAUAUUUCUUCUACUGGCAAACUGCUCACAGCAAUGUAGAAUAGAAAAGAACUGGGCGUACUGUAGUGGAAGAUCUUUAGUACAGGUGCCACCAUUGCCCCCCCACAUCACCCAUGUGGACCUCAGUUUAAACUACUUUCAUAAUCUCAGUGAAGAUUCUUUCAUAGGCCUGGAGAGCCUUGUGCAUCUCGACCUUGGAUCACAGCGUGUCAGAGGUCUCGUCAUCAAGAAUAACACUUUCAGAGGACUGUACAACCUAACGUUUCUUCACUUGGGGGACAACAGGGGAAUGCAGAUUGAGACGGAUGCAUUUCAGGGCCUGUCAAACCUCCGGACUCUUGUUCUGUUGCACUGUGGCCUUGAUGAGCGCAUUCUUUCAGGCAACUAUCUGCGGCCUCUGCUCUCCCUUCAGGAGCUGAACCUCUUUGGCAACAACAUAAAGCAAUUCACACCAGCUAUGUUCUUCAGAAAUAUGACAAAUCUCAGUGUUUUGGAUCUCUCCAUUAACCGAAUGAAAUCUAUAUGUGAGAGCGAUUUAGUUGCCUUUCAAGGUAAACAUUUCCAACAUCUAAAAUUAUCCACUGUCCAUCUUGUUGACAUGAAUCCGUCAGAUUUUAACUGGACAAACUGCGGAAACCCCUUUAAGAACAUGUUGUUUGACACCCUUGAUUUAUCUCUUAAUGGACUCACAACUGAAGAAGCAACACUGUUCUUCUCUGCCAUUAUGGGCACAAGGAUCAACCAUCUGAUUUUCUAUUCAAAUAACAUGGGUUCAGGAUAUGGAUUCAACAACUUCAAGAAUCCAGACAGAUUCACCUUUGACCCUCUAAAAUUCAGUGGCAUUGAAAUCAUCGAUUUGUCCAAAAACUCUAUCAACAUUUUAAAGUGGGCGGUGUUCAGAUCAUUAUCUGAUGUGCUGAUCAUGUCUUUGGCAGGCAAUAAAAUUAAUCAGUUUGAGAAGGGUGCGUUUGUUGGACUUACACAUUUGCAGAGGCUUAACCUCUCCAAUAAUCUCAUAGGAGAAAUUUACGAACAUACUUUCCAGAAUCUGCCUAACCUAAUAUUGCUAGAUUUGACAAAUAAUCACAUUGGUGUAGUUCAGCAUAAUUCAUUCUCGGGAUUGUCCAAUCUGCUUGCGUUGGAUCUCACGGGAAACUCCCUCACCUCAGUCUAUACCUUUGCACACUUGCCGAAUCUGCAAGAGCUGCACCUGGACGACAAUAAAAUCGGUUUGUUAUACAAACUGGGGGAUGUCGCAAGCAGUGCAACCACAAUCAGGGUAAAUAAUAACCGACUCAGGAAUAUGGAAGACUUGUACAUCAUUUUGGCUACCUUUCCCAAUACUGUAGUACUCAAUUUCGGCGAUAACUUCCUUUCAUUUUGUGUCCAUAAUUCAAACAAUUCAAUACCAUCUAGUAACAAAUUGGAAGUACUUUACCUGCACAACAGUGCUUUGCAGUUAAUAUGGGGAAGGGGACUGUGUCUAGAUUUAUUUGACCAUCUUAAUAAAGUACAGAAUUUGUACCUUAGUUUUAAUCAACUGGAGUCCCUACCAAAGGGCAUUUUUAAAGGCCUAACAUCUCUUAAUUAUUUGGACCUGUCCCAUAACUCUCUGACACAUCUUAAACAGGAUGUGUUUCCGUUGAGCCUUAAGCUUCUGGACCUCUCCUACAACCUCCUCAGUAGUCCGGACCCAGACGUGUUUCGCUCCCUCAGCGUUAUUGACCUGAAAGUGAACCGUUUCUACUGUGACUGCAAUCUGAGGGACUUUCAGGCUUGGGCCAACACCACCAAUGUAGCGUUUGCAACCCAACUUUCAGACCUGCAGUGCGAGUUUCCCCAGGAGCUACGAGGCGUGGCCCUCUCCAACUUCACACCUGACCAGUGCGAGGAGAAUGACGAGCAGCUGGCGCAAGUGCUGCAGUUCAUCCUGUUCAUAAGCUGUUCCACGUUCCUUGUGACCGUCACCCUCGGCUCCAUCGGCUAUGCCCGAUUCCGGGGGCACGCCUUUACCAUUUACAAGAAGCUGAAGAUGAGAGUCAUCGAGGGCAAGCCCCAGGUUCCGCCGCAACUCGACAACCUCCAGUACGACGUCUAUCUGUGCUUCGCAGAGAACGAUUUUGUCUGGGUGGAGUCGGCUUUGCUGCAGAGAUUGGACUCGCAGUUUGCCGAGCACAAUCAGCUGCGCUGUUGCUUUGAGGCGCGGGACUUUAUCCCCGGCGAGGAUCACCUGACCAACAUCAGGAGUGCCAUAUGGGGCAGCCGGAAGACGCUGUGUGUGGUGUCCAAAGAGUUCCUGAAGGACGGCUGGUGCCUAGAGGCCUUCAUGCUGGCCCAGAGGAGGAUGCUUGAGGAACUGAAAGACGUCUUAGUCAUGGUCAUCGUUGGUAGCAUACCCCAUUUCCGACUAAUGAAGUACGAGCCAAUCAGAGCAUUCGUAAAGAAUCGAGAAUACCUUCAGUGGCCGGACGACACCCAGGACAUAGAGUGGUUCUUUGACAGGCUCAUAGUGAAGAUUUUUAAGGACUCAAAGGUCAAAUGCCCCAAGAGACAAAAGGAUGGACCAGAUAUUGAGUUAAAUGCAGUCAGACAAGUCGGGACUUGAGACCUUUUUGCAUAGUUUUUUAUUGCCAUGAAAGUACAUCCCACAAACUCAAACCCUCAAGCAUGGCACAGAUGAUCUAACUCUGGAGGCCCUGAAAUACCAUGGAUCUUUUCUGCCAUAGCUUGUGUUUGUCAAAAGUUGUUCUUGCUUGAAUGGCAGCCAGCAACAGAACCAGACAGCAGAUAUAAAAUGGAUUUGGCGUACGUCUGAUCCAGAUCUGCUUUUGCUGUUGGUUGAGGUUGUAUUGCAAGGUACCCCCCUGCAAUUUGUAUAAAUGAGUAUUUGUGUCCAAACUUUUGACUGGUAGUGUAUAUCAAUCAAGGGCCUGAUUUAGAUAGAUGCACCAAAGCAAUGGGAGAGUGAUUACCCAGAUCUAGCUCAAAAGAUACUACCAGUCUUCUGCUUUAAAAGUCUGUAAGGAAAUGGCUGAAGAAGAGGCCCAUCCAUUCACUCACCUUGCCAAUUAUACUGCACAAACAUUCACUAUCAGUUUGCUUCAGUGUGUGGAAGAAUGUGGUUCUUUGUGUUUUUUUGUACUUUUGUGCCCAUUUUUCUAAAAAUAGAUUUUGAUGACUAAUGUGUGAAAGCAAAUCUGUUUUUUUUUUUUAUGAGAUUUGUCUUUUGAGAAAAAAUUAAUCUGGUCAACAUGCCCAGGAGAUCAUGUUCAUUCCCACAGACUAAAAGAGAAUAUACACAAGUUUGUUCUGUUUUUCCACCAAUAGAGGGUACUAUAAGCUUUGGCUGCAGCUUUUCAACCAUAAAUAAAUUAAUAAAUAAAACUACUUGGUCAUGUUCGAACCUCAUACAAUAAUAUAUUUCAAAAGACGUGUUAGUAGCAUAUUUUAUUAUUAAAUAAACAUUAUUUUAGAAGGUGACUUUAAUCUCUAAAUCUUUUUGGGUGGAAAGACUAUUCUUUCAAGGGGUGGUCUUCUAGUUGUCUUGAGCCAUGAAGAUAUUUGUUUGCAAUUUGUAAUUUAUCUUUUAUCGCUCCUUUCGUAACACAUCCUGUGCCACUGUUAGUAUUUUCAAAUCAGCACUUCCCAUUGUAUCUCACUUUCACCAUAUUUCUCAAUGGAGACCACACAUUACAAAACAGGAUGUCAUAAAGGGGAAAUUAACUUUGAGAGAGAACACAGAUGACAAUGCUGUCACUGACUAGCAUGAUCCAAAGGAA
Molecule: messenger RNA, 3903 nt
Organism: Alosa alosa (allis shad)
Lineage: Eukaryota; Metazoa; Chordata; Actinopteri; Clupeiformes; Clupeidae
Product: toll-like receptor 5
Exons: 2
Coding region: 78-2729 (883 amino acids)
Biological process (GO): inflammatory response; toll-like receptor signaling pathway; immune response
Cellular component (GO): membrane
Molecular function (GO): protein binding; transmembrane signaling receptor activity
Source: RefSeq, a predicted model, not a curated record